Messenger RNA from Plasmodium adleri (nom. inval.), 534 nucleotides. RefSeq names its product glycosyltransferase family 28 protein, putative. The record is from RefSeq and is a predicted model, not a curated record. NCBI's taxonomy places the organism in Eukaryota, Apicomplexa, Aconoidasida, Haemosporida, Plasmodiidae. Bases 1 to 534 code for a protein of 177 amino acids. Gene Ontology annotation, biological process: dolichol-linked oligosaccharide biosynthetic process. The transcript has a single exon. Gene Ontology annotation, molecular function: hexosyltransferase activity.
AUGAAUUGUGAUAUGCAUCUAUUUGUUACUGUUGGAUCAACUAAUUUUGAUGAACUAAUUAAAUAUAUUGAUGAUGAACAGUUUCAUUUUUUUUUAAGAAAUUUAGGGUUCUCAUAUAUGACGAUGCAAAUAGGUAAUGGUACUUAUAUACCUAAACUUAUAUAUACAAAUGAUAAUAAUAUAAAUAAUAAUAAAUUUUUAAAACAAGUAAAAUAUUUUACUUAUAAAACAAAUUUAAAUAAAUAUUUUGACAAGGCACAUUUUAUAUUAAGUCAUUCGGGAGCAGGUACUACAUUAGAAUGUUUAAGAAAAAAAAAAAAAAUUCUCAUUGUUGUUAAUAAUAAAUUAAUGAAUAAUCAUCAAUCCGAAUUUGCAAAUUAUAUGUAUUCAUGUAAUUAUUUAGAUAUUUGUAAUAAUCUACAAAAUUUAAAACAAAAUAUACAUCUAUCUUUAAAAAAACACACUUAUAAUGCAUUCCCACUAGCAGAUGCCCAACCAUUUUUAAAGGAUCUAUACAAUUUAAUAUAUAAUUAA